AUGGAUAACCAUUCGUACAACGUCCUUUCUGACUGCACCCCACUCACCAACUGCAAGUUGGCCCGCAAGCCGGCUGGAGCCACUGUGGUGAACAUGGGCAACACAGAAAAGAAUCCUCCUCGAGACUAUCUGCUCUGGUCACUGUGCAACACCUUUUACGUUAACUUCUGCUGCCUAGGUUUUAUGGCACUCCUUUACUCAAUCAAGGCCAGGGAUCAGAAGACUCUUGGCAACUUGCAGCUCGCCCAGGAGUGCUCAGACAAAGCCAAAUGGUACAACAUCCUAGCAGCUGGCUGGAACCUGCUGAUUCCUCUCCUCGUCAUCGCCCUGCUCGUCCUCCUACUCGUCCACCUCGGCUCCUCCCAGGGCUCCUUCGACUUCUUAGGAGAAGAUGGGCUUCGAAACUUCAUGAAUCUGUUCAGCUGGUAG
This is a messenger RNA of Nematolebias whitei (Rio pearlfish), 429 nucleotides long. RefSeq names its product interferon-induced transmembrane protein 5-like. Gene Ontology annotation, cellular component: plasma membrane. The record is from RefSeq and is a predicted model, not a curated record. The transcript is spliced from 2 exons. Lineage: Eukaryota; Metazoa; Chordata; Actinopteri; Cyprinodontiformes; Rivulidae. The coding region runs from base 1 to 429 and encodes 142 amino acids.